Molecule: messenger RNA, 1221 nt
Organism: Cyphellophora attinorum
Lineage: Eukaryota; Fungi; Ascomycota; Eurotiomycetes; Chaetothyriales; Cyphellophoraceae
Product: putative RNA 3'-terminal phosphate cyclase-like protein
Exons: 1
Coding region: 1-1221 (406 amino acids)
Biological process (GO): ribosome biogenesis; endonucleolytic cleavage of tricistronic rRNA transcript (SSU-rRNA, 5.8S rRNA, LSU-rRNA)
Cellular component (GO): nucleolus
Molecular function (GO): RNA endonuclease activity
Source: RefSeq, a predicted model, not a curated record
AUGAGUACUCAGCAGCCUCCUCUGCGUUUCACCUCGCACCACUGUCUUCCACACCGUCUCGUCCUCUCUACCCUCCUCGGACGAACAGUACACAUAUCGCAGAUCCGACCCUCGUCACCUACCACCCCGGGUCUGUCACCCUCAGAUAUCUCCUUCCUACGUCUUCUCGAAGCCGUUACGAAUGGCUCGCACAUCGAAAUCUCAUACACAGGCACAGUACUGCUCUACAAACCUGGCUUGAUUACAGGCUCAGCACCAGGCUCGGGCGCAAAUGCCGCAGGCGUGCUACGCCAUGAGGUCCCGGCGAGCAACACGAGGGGCUUGAGCUACUUUUUGCUUCCAAUAUGUCUACUUGCGCCCUUCUCAAAAUCCAAGUUCAACAUCCUCUUCAGCGGCCCAGGUGUGAUCACGUCGAGUGUCGACAAAUGGGGCGAUAUGAGCGUAGACUCCGUACGAACAGCCAUACUGCCUUUGUAUGAGAAGUUCGGGAUCGAGCGCGAUAUAGAGCUGCGUGUCCUUCAGCGCGCCAAUACUCCGUCAUCGAAGGGCACGCAUGCUGGCGGCGAGGUGCAGCUCAUCUUCAAUCACCAGAUCCGUCUGCCAAAGACCCUUCACAUGCUCUCUCCAGGACGCAUAAAGAAGGUCCGCGGUGUCGCAUACUCUACCGGUGUCAGUGGAGGCAAUAACGCUCGCAGCAUCGAGGCUGCUCGAGGAGUGCUCAAUGCCCUAUGUGGAGAUGUCUACGUCUUCUCAGACGUCAGUUCUGCACCCAUGGCCACUGUUCCGAAUGCAGGUGCAUCGGGCGCUGGAAAGCGGAAGAUGAAUCUUGGGUUCGGCCUCAGUCUGGUAGCCGAAUCCAGCACGCGCUGCCUCUUCUCGGCUGACAUGUCUUCACCACCAGAAGGGGGAGUGCCACCCGAGGACAUCGGCCAAAGCUGCGCGUUCAAGCUGCUGGAAAGUGUCCAACGUGGCGGAUGUGUCAGCACCGAGGCUGCUCCGACAAUACUCACGCUCAUGGCUAUGGGCUCGGAGGAUGUUGGCAGAGUUCAGCUAGGCAAGGAUGUGGUCGCGAGCGAGAACGUGAUUCAACUCGCAAGGGACCUACAAGCUUUUGGUGGAGCAGGAUGGGGAUUCCGAGAAGCUGGCGAGGACAAGGCAGAUGAAGUAGUCGUCAGCGUUGUCGGCAAUGGCAUUGGCAAUGUUGGUCGAAAGGUCGGCUGA